ACUUCCGGAAGUAGAUGUUACCCGGACUCGGAAGGAAGUAGCACCGGUUGGAUACAUGUGAGGGACUUUGUUUUUGUGGAUUUGAAGCAAUGCGGCGGCUUUACGUCGGCGGGUUGAACCACACAGUCACCCAGAAGGAUCUGAAGGAUCGGUUUGGAAAGUUUGGGGAGGUGCUGGACGUGGAGCUACGAACCAGGAGGGAUGAGGAGGGUGUUCCUUAUAAAACCUUUGCCUACAUCAACAUCAACAUUUCUGACACAGACCUGAAGAAAUGUUUGACGGUUCUGAACAAAUCCAAGUGGAAAGGAGGAACGCUGCAGAUUGAGACGGCCAAAGAGAGCUUCCUCCACAGGUUGGCUCAGGAGCGUCAGGAGGCAGAAGAGCAUCAGCUUCAUAAAUCUGCAGUUAAAGGAAAUAAACAGAACCUUCUGGACUCAUUGAGCAAAGCUGGAGUAGAAAACUUCACAAUGAAGGCUGCGGUACCAGGAUCUGAAGUACCAGGACACAAGGACUGGGUUGUCAGUAAAUUUGGUCGAGUCCUUCCUGUGCUGCAGCUCAGAUGUCGGAAAGGCAACAAAGCUCGAACAUUAAAGUACGAUCCAUCAAAGUAUAGUCACAACAUCCGCAAGCUGGACCAGAAAGAAACAAACGAGACUACAUCAGUCACCCAGCUCACCUGGGAAGUCGAGGGAGGGGAUGAUGACAUCAGUAAGAAGAGGAGGGGUGAGUUCCCCUCAUAUGAGCCAAUCAAAACCAAGAAGAGUCGGACAGAUGCAGCUGACUCCCUGAAGUUAAACACUUCUAGUAGAAGCAGAUUCCAGCAGAGCUCUGACAGAAACAUUGUGGUCCAUCAGCUCACCAACGGCUCAGACCUGCUAACCAAUCACAGAGCACCUCAGUGGAACGGACGGAGGUUUUCUGACAGCGACGUCGACUCAGACGAGGAAAUCCGCAGGCUGGUGGCUGCGCAGCAGAGCUCCCAUCAUGCACUGCAGCAGGAUGCAGAGGAUGACAACCUGGAGGUGGUGGGGAUCGACUACUUGGAGAAACCAGGGCCCAAAGGAGAUGAGGAGGACUAUGACUCUGCUGACACGGAUGAACUGUUUGAAUCCAGGAGAACUCCAGCUCCCCGCCUGCAGGAUAAACCUCCAUCACCGACACCUGAACACGUCUCAGCAAAAAGCGCAGAUGAAAAGAAACAAACAAAAGGAAAAAAUACACCUGCAAAGGUUUCUUGUAGUAAACCUUCAUCCUCCCUGCAGAAGGAGAAUCCAGCUGCAGAAAUAAAAGACUCAUCAGAGUCACAGAGUGAUGAAGAUGAUGGAAGCGCCUCCGACUCAUCUUCAGAUUUUGAUUUCCCCGCCUUGUUUUCUCCUAACUCCACCCAUCUGAGGAUUUCUUUGGCCGACUUACAGAAGCUGGCAGAGACCAGAGCUCCCAGCAUCCUUGGAACAGGCCUGAAACUGGAGUCUAGGCUCCCUGAUCGACCUGCACCCAAGGAAGCCAUCACCCCCGACGAGAUCCUUGCCUCCAUCCUGGGGGAGGACAGCAGCAGCAGCGACGAAAAAGCAGAACAGAAAAAGAAGAGAAAAACAGAAGGUGAACCAUCAAAGUCUCUGCAGGUCUCAGAGGAAACUGAGCAAAACGGGGAAACUUCUACAACCGACAAGCGAGCGAAGAAGGAAGAUGUUCUCAGAGACACGGAGGGGGAAUCUUCCUCUGGGAGUGAAGAGGAUGAGGAGGAAGAGGAGAAACAAAUGUCUGCAGCAGAAGAUCAAGCUUCAUCCAGCAGUUCUAAUGAAGAGGAGCAAGCGGCUCCUCGUCCUGCUCCUGCUCCAUGCAGCCAGUCCUCCUCUAGCGAAGAAGAGGAUGUGAAAGACCAGGCUCCUACGCGGUUGGUGUUGGCUGCAGAGGAAGAAGAGGAGCUGCAGAGGAAGGCCAACACGAGAAGACUGGCUGCUCUCCAACAGAGACAAAAAGAGGCGGAGGAGCACCAGAGGCUCAUCCAUGGAGCCCUGGCCAACCUGGACGCUCCACCUUCAACCUCAGGGAAACACAUAGUCUUCAGCUCAGAUGAUGAGGAGGAAAAUAAGACGUCCGUUAUCCAGGACAGCCAAUCAGAAGACAACGCCUCAUCUGACGGAGAAGCAGCCAAUCAGAUCGCCUCACAGAGAGCGGAGCGCCAGAAGCCGUCGGGUCCGCAGCUGUUUGCCGGCAGCGACGAUGAUGAGGAAGUUGAUGAAGAAGAGGAUCGCAGCAGAUUUGACAUCCGGCCGGAGUUUGAAGGUCCAGGUGGACAGAAGCUGAUGGCGCUACAGUCUCGCUUUGGGACAGACGAACGGUUCCGGAUGGACUCCCGGUUUCUGGAGGAAGAAGAGGAUGAAGAGGAGGAAAAGCAGACAGAAGCACAGAAGAGUCUGAUGGACGACGAUGAGGCUCUAGAAGAGGAGAAGAAGAAGAAUCUGUCCAUCCUGCAGAGCGUCCUUGGAAGCAGCCAUCAAAGCAGCAGCAAGUCGUCCAGCAAAGCCAAGAAGUUCAGAGACGUGUCUGCGCUGCAUUACGACCCGAGCAAAGAGGAACACGCUGCGUUUGAGACCAAAACAGAUGAAACCCAGAAGGAGAGUAAGGCGGCCCGCAGGAAGAAGAGGGAAGAGGCUCAGAAGCUUCCUGAAGUCUCCAAAGAGAUUUACUUCGAGGUGACUGGAGACCUGAAGGCCGUGUUCGGACAGACCAACGACGGCUCUGCUGAGGGAGAGGAGGAGAGAAACUGGGAUCAGCUGGAGGAUGAAGAGGGAGGAGGAGAGGAAGAACAGGCGCUGUCCUCCCUCCUGUCAGCUGAUCCCAGCACCAAGUCUGAGGAAUCCACUGGAUUCAGGUUUUCCUUCUUUGGAGACGAAUCAGAGGCUGGAAGCGGAGAAACGACCGAGUACAAAGCUGAGAAGAUCCAGGCUCCCAAGGUCUCCUGGCAUCAAGACCCACGUUUCCAUGACAGCAGCUCUGAGGAGGAGGAGCAGGAAGAAGAGGAGGAAGAGCAGAAGCAAAGCAGCUCUGAGGCUAAAAACACAGAAGUGGAGGCUCAUUCAAAGCCUGAUUUCUUCUUCUUCUUCUCUUCUGAUGACCACAGACUGAAAGAGGGACCCAGGUUGUUCUGUCGGACCUCCCAGCUGGAGCAGCAGAGGGAGCAGUGGGAGGAGAGGACGAUUACGCUCAAACAGGAGUACCGCAAGAAGCAUAAAGAUGCCAGGAGGAAGCUGAAGACCUUUCAGAAGAGCUGAGGAUUGUGGGAAAUGUUGUCUUUGUGUUCCAUUAAACUCUUAAUCCA
This is a messenger RNA of Cyprinodon tularosa, 3322 nucleotides long. It is a transcript of the gene nol8, whose product is annotated as nucleolar protein 8. The coding region runs from base 90 to 3275 and encodes 1061 amino acids. Lineage: Eukaryota; Metazoa; Chordata; Actinopteri; Cyprinodontiformes; Cyprinodontidae. The record is from RefSeq and is a predicted model, not a curated record. The transcript has 18 exons. Gene Ontology annotation, molecular function: RNA binding.